Molecule: messenger RNA, 1532 nt
Organism: Fragaria vesca subsp. vesca
Lineage: Eukaryota; Viridiplantae; Streptophyta; Magnoliopsida; Rosales; Rosaceae
Exons: 5
Coding region: 148-1257 (369 amino acids)
Molecular function (GO): calcium ion binding
Source: RefSeq, a predicted model, not a curated record
AUAUUUAAGCAUCAGAAACACCAAACCCAAACAUCAACUGAACCAGAAGAAGAAGCAGAGAGAACCCUCUUGCACCUUUAGCUCGUGUACCGACUCACGAGACUCACAAGCAAAGCUGACACAAAGGCUCACAAGAAAGAAGAGAAGAUGGAGAGGGAAACAAAGAAGGUUGACACUGCUAGUGGGGGAGAGGUUCUAGACGGUUCGAAUAUAAUGGAGUUGGUUGAGAACAAAGAGAUGUUCGGCCAUUUUGUGGACCAUAAGUUUCAGGAGCUGGAUAGAGACAGAGAUGGUCAGCUUUCUGUGAAGGAGCUUCAGCCUGCUGUUGCUGAUAUUGGUGCUGCUCUUGGCUUACCUGCUCAGGGCUCUUCCCCUGACUCUGACCACAUCUACUCUGAGGUAUUGAACGAAUUCACUCAUGGAAAACAAGAAAAAGUGAGCAAAGUUGAGUUCAAAGAAGUUCUUUCGGAUAUUCUACUAGGCAUGGCUGCUGGUUUGAAGCGAGACCCUAUUGUGAUUCUCCGCAUUGAUGGAGAAGACCUCCUAGAAUAUAUCAAUGGACCAACUUAUGAAGCAGAAAUGGUGGCUACACAUUCUCAGAUAGAGUCAGCUGGUGGAACCCUCCGAGACUGUAUUAUCAAAGCUUUUGGAAUGCUCACAGUUGAACAAGGGAUGCCCCCUUCAUCAGAUCCUUGGGUUGUACGCAAUAUUGUGGAACCUGCUCUGCAAUCAUGUGCUGGCCCUGACUGGAACAAGCCUGUCUCCCAAGAAACAUUCCUAGUGGAAUUCAAGAAAGUAGCCGAGUAUGUGGCUGAACUUCUUAGGGAGCAGCAUGUGAUUGUAGCCCACAGUGAAAAUACCUUUGAUGGAAGUGGCAUUAGGAGAUUAUUAUCCAACAAGUUUGAACUAGACAAGACAUUGAAUGCAGCUAUUGAGACUGUGCCUAAAGAUCGCACUGGGAAAUUAUCAAAGGAGUAUUUGCGUGUUGCGCUGGAUGUUGUGGCUCCAUCAGCUGGUCUUCCGCCACUUGGUGCAGUUGAGCAGAUGGACAAGCUUAUUUUGGAUGCGUUCAACCUGAUGAAUGCGGAUGAUGGAAAGCUGCUUAAAGAAGAUGAGUUCAAGAAGAUAUUGACUGAAAUCCUGGGAAGUAUCAUGUUGCAAUUGGAGGGAAAUCCAAUCUCUGUUUAUUCUAAUUCAGUCGUGCAUGAGCCAAUUGCCUCUGCUUCGACACUGUUGCAGACACCGCCAUCUUCCUAGUUACAAGAGCUAGCAUAGCUCUCUUGGAUAUAUCAAGCGGCACAAAGAUAGAAGCGACAAUAAAGUUUUGAUUAAGGAAUGAUUACUACCACAAGCUUGUUGUGCUGCUCAGUUAUAACUAAAUAUAUAUGUAGUACUCGUCAUGCUAAUCAAAGUUCUUAAUGUUCAUAUAUCAGAUGCAUUCACUCCUUUUGUUGUGGUUGAUUCUGUUCAAUGCUUUAUGUCCUCAUCUGUACAAUUCAUACACCGAAAAGGGGAUGGAGCCUUGCAAAGUG